UAACGCAUGCGUAGUAAAGUGCACCACUAAGUACAGAACCUUGACCGGCAGAAAGCUUUUCAUACAGACACACAGGCAUCUGAGUGAAUUUCAUUUUUAUAAGGGUGAAUCAGUUAACAAUUAAAACAAAGAAAAAUGGCACCUCCAACAUAUGGUGAUUUGGGAAAAAAUGCACGUGAUGUAUUUGGAAAAGGAUUUCAUUUUGGUUUAUUAAAAUUAGAUGUUAAAACUAAAACUGAAUCAGGUGUUGAAUUUUCAAGUGGUGGAUUUUCAAACCAAGAUACUGGUGUUGUUGUUGGUAAUUUGGAGACAAAAUAUAAGAUCAAAGAAUAUGGUUUGACAUUUUCGGAAAAAUGGAAUACAGAUAAUCUUCUUGGUACUGAUAUAACAAUUGCUGAUAAAUUAGUACAAGGACUUAGUGUUGGUUUUAAUUGUACAUUCUCACCACAAACUGGAAACAAGACUGGAAAGUUGAAGACAACUUACAAACAUGAUCUCGUAUCAGCCACUGCCGAUUUUGACCUCAAUCUUAAUGCUGGUCCAUUGAUUCACUCAACAGCUGUUGUUGGAUAUCAAGGAUGGCUCGCUGGUUACCAGACAUCAUUUGAUUCCCAGAGAAGCAAAAUCACUAAAAAUAACUUUGCCCUUGGCUUCACUGCAAAAGACUUUGCUAUGCAUGCAUCAGUUGACAAUGGUCGUGACUUCAAUGGCUCAAUUUAUCACAAAGUUAAGCCUGGUCUAGAGGGUGCAAUUAAUCUUGCAUGGAAUGCUGGUAAUAAUGCAACACAAUUUGGUCUUGGUACCAAGUAUGAUCUUGAUCAUGAUGCUUCAUUGAGGGCCAAGGUUAACUCACAACUCCAAAUUGGUUUGGGAUAUCAACAAAAAUUACGUGAUGGAGUUACACUCAGUCUUUCAACAAACAUUGAUGGAAAGAACUUUGGAUCUGGUGGCCACAAAAUUGGUGUUGCUCUCGAACUCGAGGCUUAAAUAUUAUCAUUCAUCUUGAAAUAAAAAAAAGAAAAAAAAAAAAAAA
Molecule: messenger RNA, 1033 nt
Organism: Aphidius gifuensis
Lineage: Eukaryota; Metazoa; Arthropoda; Insecta; Hymenoptera; Braconidae
Product: voltage-dependent anion-selective channel-like
Exons: 6
Coding region: 136-987 (283 amino acids)
Biological process (GO): monoatomic anion transmembrane transport
Cellular component (GO): mitochondrial outer membrane
Molecular function (GO): voltage-gated monoatomic anion channel activity
Source: RefSeq, a predicted model, not a curated record